AUGCAGCAAAUGGCCCGAUUACUUGGCACAAACGCGAUUUUGACGGGGCGGCUCUCGUCCUACACCAUUGUGAAAGAGCUGCACGAGGCCGUCGACAGAGCCGCCGUAUACCUUGCCAGGCGAAUUCCUGUCGCGACCAUUGAUCAACAUCUGCCAAGUCGCCAGAUCGAGCACAGGAACCAGAGCAGCGACAAGUUCGUCAUCAAGAGCAUCCGAGGCCAUUGGCGCCUGCGUAACGAAGCCAACGUCCUGAGGCGUUACCAGUCCAGGACUCCUUUCCUUCGCCCCCUGGUUGACGAGAUCCAAGAGUCGGCCGAUCCAUCGUCUAUUGUCCUCAGGUAUUUAGACAGCGACAUGCUGGCCGAGUCGAACAAGAAGAGACUGUCGCGCCCCGAGAUCAAACAGGUCGCCAGAUGCGUUCUUGAAGCCCUUCAGGUCCUGCACGACGACGGGAUGGUUCACACAGACAUGAAGCUGGACAACAUUUUCGUCAACCAUGGUCAGGGAGAUCGGCGCUUCUCCGACAUUCAGCUUGGAGACUGCGGAGGCGUUGUUUCCCAGCACUCAACAUUUGCUAGAGAAGGGCACCUGAUUGGCGCCGGUUUGACUCGUAGUCCUGAGGCUAUGUUCCAGCUACCGUUCGCAGACAAGGAUUUCCUUUUGAAGAUUAUGAAACUCGACCCCCGCGACAGGCCUUCGGCAGAGGACCUCCUUGCGGACGACUGGUUUACAGAAGAUUCACAGGACACUCGUGACCCGCUGCCGGGAGAAGCGAAGCAGCCCGAGAAGGAGGAGCAGUGUGUGUUGGAAUACCGAUCGGAUUAUUGA
Molecule: messenger RNA, 828 nt
Organism: Colletotrichum higginsianum IMI 349063
Lineage: Eukaryota; Fungi; Ascomycota; Sordariomycetes; Glomerellales; Glomerellaceae
Product: Kinase
Exons: 3
Coding region: 1-828 (275 amino acids)
Biological process (GO): protein phosphorylation
Cellular component (GO): cytoplasm
Molecular function (GO): ATP binding; protein serine/threonine kinase activity
Source: RefSeq, a predicted model, not a curated record